GCGUGAGGAAAAUUCCGGCGUAUCAGGAUCCAUUUCCUGGAAACCAGACCUUUCAAAUUAUAAUUUGGCGUAACAAGUUAACAGACCCACCUCUACGCGCUUUCUUCAAUCUCUCUUCGCUCCCUCUGAGCAGGUAUUUUCAUUUGCCACGGCGUCCCGUACCUCCAUUGACUUUGUUUUCCAUGAACCCACCUUCCCAUAUCCAUAAAUGCUCUCUUUUCCUCCUCCUCCCUCCACUGACAGUUUCAGAUCCAUACCUUAGUCUUGAAGCUCUCUCCCUCGUUUUUCCUUUCUUCUGAAGAUGAAUGACUUGUUCUCUGGCUCCUUCUCUCGCUUCCGUGGCGUGGAAUCUUCGCCGGACCAUCACCAGCAGCACCAUGUCAUCGAGAUGGGUUCCGUCGAGGUCUCCUCUGAAGGCGGCGACCUCCACAAGUUCUUCCAAGACGUAGAAUCUAUAAAGGACGAGCUGAAAGAGCUCCAAAGACUGAACCGGAAUCUGCAGAGCUCUCACGAGCAGAACAAGACCCUUCACAAUGCCAAGGCCGUCAAGGACCUUCGCUCUCAAAUGGACAGCGACGUCGCUCUUGCUCUAAAGAAGGCGAAGCUCGUCAAGGUCAAAUUGGAGGCACUGGAGCGAUCCAACGCCGCCAGCCGGAGCCUUCCCGAUUGCGGACCCGGGUCGUCGUCCGACCGGACUCGGACGUCCGUGGUGAACGGUUUGAGGAAGAACCUGAAGGACUCCAUGGACAGUUUCAAUGAACUCAGGCAGCGGAUCUCCUCCGAGUACCGGGAGACCGUGCAACGCAGGUAUUUCACGGUUACCGGCGAGAAUCCCGACGACAAGACCAUCGACCUCCUGAUUUCUACAGGUGAGAGCGAGACAUUCCUUCGGAAAGCCAUCCAGGAGCAAGGCAGGGGAAGAAUUCUGGACACCAUUAAUGAAAUUCAAGAGAGGCACGAUGCGGUGAAAGAUUUGGAGAAGAAUCUGCAGGAGUUGCAUCAAGUGUUCGUGGACAUGGCAGUACUGGUGCAGUCCCAAGGAGAGCAAUUGGAUGAUAUUGAGAGCCACGUGGCGAGAGCGAGCUCGUUUGUGAAAAGUGGGGCCCAGCAGUUACAGACAGCAAGGAAGCACCAGAAAAACACCAGGAAAUGGACCUGUUACGUAAUCACGCUUCUGCUCGUGAUUAUCUUGCUCGUGGUGCUCUUCACUGUGAGGCCAUGGCAAAAUAAUAGCAGUAGUUCGUCAGCAUCACCGCAAACACCUGCACCACCACCACCUCCUCCUGCUGCUUGAACUUACAAAUUUAUUAAGAGUCUAUUAUUAGUAAUCUAGAUUCCGAUGCUUGUGGGAUUCAUUUAUUUUUCCGUGAAACCAGAGUUUUUAUUCUCUGGCUAGGAUCGAUCUGGUUGAUGAGGUGGGGCUGGUAGGUAGGGUGACCUUCAACAGUUUAAUUUCAAUUCGAGCUAAGAUAGGAGGAAGUUUAGGUGGAUAUGUAUGGCUCUAUUGAUGGGUAGCUCAUGGUUUUGGGUAUUACAUUCUUUUCCUGUAAUUAACUUUAUAUGCAAGAGGAUCAGUUGCCUGUUUAUUGGCGGCUUCAUGUGUAUUCUCUUGGGGAUGUUAUUUACGCAAUCUACGUUGAGUUUGAGCAUGCUAUAUACAUACUUUUUUCUUA
Messenger RNA from Prosopis cineraria, 1673 nucleotides. RefSeq names its product syntaxin-121-like. The coding region runs from base 302 to 1294 and encodes 330 amino acids. Gene Ontology annotation, biological process: exocytosis; intracellular protein transport; vesicle fusion. The record is from RefSeq and is a predicted model, not a curated record. Gene Ontology annotation, molecular function: SNARE binding; SNAP receptor activity. Gene Ontology annotation, cellular component: SNARE complex; plasma membrane; endomembrane system. Lineage: Eukaryota; Viridiplantae; Streptophyta; Magnoliopsida; Fabales; Fabaceae. The transcript has 2 exons.